AUGCUCUCAAAGGAAGUACCUUCAGCUCGCACUCCCACAUUUGAUGAUAUUGCUGUUGAAAACCGUAAACGUCUGGAAUUGAUGGGUAUUGUGCCAAGUAACAAGGCAGUAGUGCACUCAUUAAUGCAAAUGAUGUCGUGUAUGGGGGAGUUGUCUCAUCUUGCGUACAAUAAUGAGGCCUCACUGUCACCGUUUGAGCACAGUGAAGUUCGGGCUGUGAUUGGAAAGAUGGCUGUCUGUUUGGCCACUAUGGGCGAGGCGUUUGAUAUCAAUGUAGGUCAUGCCGCAAUGGAAUCUAUGGUGAAACAGCCCCAGAAAACAACAGAAACUACAUCGUCAAGGUUUCCCAGAAGUGAAGAAAAGAAGUCAGCACCUAUAAGAGUUACAGGAGUUGGUAAUGGUAAUGAAUACAAGGAGCCUAAUAUUCUACUCUCUCCAACGUCCAACAGAGAAUUCUUUGGUUAUCUUGAUGAGUUAAUUACCUACAAUAAGAACGAUUUUGAAAACGCUGAUUUAAAAUGGGUGGCACCACUACCAGAUGGAACAAUUCAAGAAUUAAUCGAAAACGGUUCCACGAUCAACGUACAAUAUGAGGAUCUGCCAAAGUAUUUGGAUUGUGUUAAGCAAUACCGCAAUGCUCGUGGAAAUGAAAAUUUCACAAACAAACGUGGGCAAGAUAAUCAAGCAAAUUUUUCAACAACACAAUCAAUCAGAAGUGCGGCAAUUUCAACUGCAAUUAAUAAUCAGUUACAGAACAAAGAACAGUCUCUAUUUUCCCCAAACAAUCUUGAGAGUGGCUUACUAAGUCCCAACAAUAAUAAUAAUAAUAAUCAAGCGUUUACUAUGACCUCUGAUGUAUCAGUGCCGAAAGUAAACCACACUCCCAUUCCAUCCACUGUUGACUUUGCUGCAGGUACUUCGGUAAGUGAUUUCUACGCCAAGGUGGAUGCGCUAAAACAUGGCAACGUUACGGGACCACAAAUUGCGCAACUCAAUUUAACUUUUAGUUUGCCCCGUAAUGGAAAACUUGUAGAACUUAUCCCUAACGGUAUCCAUGUGCGUGUUACAUCAGCUAAUGUUGCGGAGUUCCUUCGACUUCUUGAGGACAAGUCGGCUAUUCUCAAUGGCAAGGUUCGUCGAUUGGAAAGCAUAAAACGACUUGAGGUUACAGGGGCAGGCCCUCAAGAUCUUUCGAGGGAGAAGGAUAAAUUUUCUCCUACUCAUUUCUCAAAGGAUAUUUUUUCUCCCUACGAGGAACGUACAACCUUUUUAGUCGAUUGUGAUGCAUCUGAAGAGAUAUUACCUGCUUUCAUUAAGGAGCGGGAACAGCAGAAGCAGCGAAAAAUAGAGAGCAUUUAUGUACGUGUUGUCCGGCAAGGUGACGUUAAGAGUUGGAGAGCCAUCAUUGAACGUGUCCUGUCCGAUUCUUCGGCGUUAAAAGAAUAUGGGGUGACAUUCUGUGUCCCUGCUGCGGUUGCGCCAGACACAACAGAGGAAGAACAGUUAACAGGAAUUCAUGAAUUAAUGAGAAACGGCACCACAACCCUUGUAGAAGAUAGUCAAUUAUGGCAUUUUUCUAGGAUGAUCGAGCCGUACUACCAUCCAUCUGUUUAA
This is a messenger RNA of Trypanosoma theileri, 1614 nucleotides long. RefSeq lists its product as uncharacterized. Gene Ontology annotation, molecular function: ubiquitin-protein transferase activity. The record is from RefSeq and is a predicted model, not a curated record. Lineage: Eukaryota; Euglenozoa; Kinetoplastea; Trypanosomatida; Trypanosomatidae. The transcript has a single exon. The coding region runs from base 1 to 1614 and encodes 537 amino acids.